This is a messenger RNA of Lathyrus sativus (Indian pea), 219 nucleotides long. The record is from the annotation of a GenBank genome assembly. Lineage: Eukaryota; Viridiplantae; Streptophyta; Magnoliopsida; Fabales; Fabaceae.
AUGGUUAACUUUUAUUCUUACGAGCAUUACAAGAAGUUGCUGAGAACAGUUCCGCAACUGCAAAGUAAUAAGGAUAAUGUUAGUGCAGACCUUUGCAUACAUUUUGUUGGUGGUGGCCUGGCAGACAUAACUGCUGCUACAUCUACAUCUACUUACCCCUUGUUGGUGGUGGUGGUGCAGACCUUUAUAUGUAUUUCAAACAUGCCAAAAUACAUAUAA